AAGCGCUGUGGCUGAGUUUUUCCAGCUCUGUUCUGACUCGGCAGAUUAUCUUCAGCCAGUCCUCGAUCUUCUCGAAUUCCCGCUGUUUCGCCCAGGCCUAUAAAUACGAUAUUUCGGCGUACCCAAGUGCGCAGAGCCUCCUAGAUCGUAAGAUUCAUUUAAUCCAAAGUGAAUCAGCUUGAAAAUCAAUGGAAUUUGGAGACCAUCUUGAAGCUUCAGAAAUUAAAAACUUUGACAUUGAAACUGAGCUUCAAUGUUUACGAGAGAGAAUCAAUAAGGAGGAUGCUAAUGAUAGAGUUGAGAAAUUGAAAUCGGCUAUAGAGUCAUUGAAGGCCCUGGAGAAGAAAGAAUCUGACUUGCAGUCUAAUUGUAAUGCACAACGUUGUAAAUUGGAAGCUGAAGUUAUUGAAUUGGAGAAAAAAUUGGCAGCAGGCUAUGAUGGUAGUAGUCUCUCUGAUGAUUUAAGUGAAUCAAUUGAGAAACUGAAUUUAGCUAAGAGGGAGCUUGCUGCUAGACUAAGGGAUAUUCUAUGUUUAAAGAGGAAACUUGGUGAUGUACCAUCACAUCCAGAACUCAUCCAGUAUGAGCGGCGAUUUUCAGAACUGUAUACUCAUAUCCAGGAAAAACAUCAAAAAACCCAGAAAUACUAUGCUACCUAUAAUGCUCUUAUGGAAAUUAAAGAGUUGAUGCUGAAGGAGACUUCUUUAUUGAACUCUAUAAGUUCACAGUUUCAAGAUGCCAUUACUAGCCCUGCUGGUCGCAUGAAACUAAUUGAUUCAAUGGAGAAAAUUGUAAAGGGCAGCCAACAGAAGCUAGAGAAGGUGCAACUUGGAUUACGAGAAGAGCAGAAGGCUUGUGAUGCUCUCAAGGAGAGGCAUGCUGCAGCAAUUGCAGAGCAAAGACGUUGCCAUUCUCUCUUAAAAGCUUUUCAGGAAGAAUGCGCAGAGAAUGAAAGACUUAGAAUCCAAAGGUCUGUUUAGGAACUCUGCCGUCUUAUGUGGAGGUUCUUAUGUCAUAUUUCAGGAAACAGCUGAUCUUCAACUUAAAAUCAAAUGAUUCUGCAGAGAUCAUUUGAGAUCUCUAUGCAGAAGCCAUUUUAUUUGUUUGGACAGUCGCAAAUAACAUGUUCUCGACACACCCAUUUUGUAACACAGACAGUAUAUUGCCAUUUUCCAAGCAUGCCAUAUAUAAAUCGAACACGAGAAGUAUGCAACUUGUCCAGGUACAUCAUAUUUUGAUGCCCAUGGACCUGUUUAAAGAGAUUCAAGGGAACAAAUACAGGGACAGGUGAGCAAAAUUUGGCUCAAGUUUGUCAUUUUUUGUUUGAAGUUUUAUUCACAUUAAAAAGAGUUGCCAUCACAUGACCUUAUAUCAUAUAUAAGUGGAAAAGGAUGGUCCAAUGCAAAAGAAAAUGCUGUAAAAGGACAAGCGAAAAAGAGUUGGUUUCCUUCCGGCACAAAGCUCUCCUUCUCUGGUUUAAAAAGUUAAAUCGUGGUGCUGAAAUUGAUAUGCUUCUAAUUUUCUUGCCAUUGUCUCUUAGCAAAACGUUGAUGUGAAUAAAGUUUAAACAAAAUUUAAUUCAA
This is a messenger RNA of Mangifera indica (mango), 1583 nucleotides long. RefSeq names its product coiled-coil domain-containing protein 93. The coding region runs from base 189 to 980 and encodes 263 amino acids. The transcript is spliced from 9 exons. The record is from RefSeq and is a predicted model, not a curated record. NCBI's taxonomy places the organism in Eukaryota, Viridiplantae, Streptophyta, Magnoliopsida, Sapindales, Anacardiaceae. Gene Ontology annotation, biological process: Golgi to plasma membrane transport.